Labrus mixtus (cuckoo wrasse) is the source of this 1708-nucleotide messenger RNA. It is a transcript of the gene pdss2, whose product is annotated as prenyl (decaprenyl) diphosphate synthase, subunit 2. Bases 254 to 1408 code for a protein of 384 amino acids. Gene Ontology annotation, molecular function: prenyltransferase activity. The record is from RefSeq and is a predicted model, not a curated record. Lineage: Eukaryota; Metazoa; Chordata; Actinopteri; Labriformes; Labridae. Gene Ontology annotation, biological process: isoprenoid biosynthetic process; ubiquinone biosynthetic process. The transcript is spliced from 8 exons. Gene Ontology annotation, cellular component: transferase complex; mitochondrion.
AACGUAUCACGUUUUUAAAGAUGGCGGCCCGCAGUGUCAGGUCGUGUGUUGUGAAACAUCUAAUAACUCUGUAAAUAACCGAAUGAACGAGUUUUUAGGCUAGUAAAUACUUGUUUUUAUGUAAAGAGUAAACAUGUGGCACUGUAACGCGAGGUUUGCAAUCUGUUGAUAUAAUUUUAAGAUGUUAGUUAUUACCUGAAUGGCUUUUACAGUAACUGUAUCAUUUUAAAAAGACAAGAUACAGUCAGAGAAAAUGCUUCCAGCUACAUGGUCACGACUGACAUGCAAGUAUGUGUCCAGCCGGGGACAGAGGACGCUGAGUCUGUUCUCCAGCUCCGUCCCUUCAAACUGGAGUAAAGUGGUGUCUGACGCAGAGAAGAUAGUGGGAUAUCCAACCUCCUUCAUGAGUCUGCGCUGCCUGCUCAGUGAUGAACUCAGUAAUGUCGCCAUGCACGUGAGGAAGCUGGUCGGGACUCAACACCCUUUACUCAACACUGCAAGGGGCUUUGUCUAUGACAGCAAGAACAACCUGCAGAUGAGAGGACUGGUUGUACUGCUGUUGUCAAAAGCAGCAGGGCCGAGCCACGCAGCCUCCGAUCUCCUGUCUCAGGACAUGGUCAGCGGCAUCUACCCCAGCCAGAGGAACUUGGCAGAAAUCACUGAGUUGAUCCACACAGCCUUCCUGGUGCAUCGCGGGAUUGUCGAUCUGAAGGAGUGGACGGUUUCAGACGGCCCGCUGAAGGACAUGCAGUUCGGGAACAAGAUGGCCGUCCUGAGUGGGGACUUCCUUCUGGCAAAUGCUUGUACGGGACUUGCCGAGCUGAAUAACACUAAGGUUGUUGAACUGAUUUCUAGUGCCAUUGGGGAUUUGGUUCAAGGAAUCUACUACGAGAAUUCCAGUAAUCCGGAGGAGAAAAGUCUCAGUGUCGGUGUGGACGUGGCGUCCUGGGAGGAGCAGACGUUCCUGUCCCAUGGGGCCCUGCUGGCCAAGAGCUGUCAAGCUGCGAUGGAGCUCGCCCAACACGACAAGGAGUCCCAAAGACUGGCCUACAAGUACGGAAAGCACCUGUCGCUGGGCCACAAACUGAACUCUGACCUGCAGCCCUUUGUGAAGAACAGCGUGGGGGAGCCUGUGACGUUCAGUUUGAGUGCCGCCCCCGUGGUUUUCCACCGUCAGAUCGUUGGCCAGGAGAGAUGGCAUCAGCAGCUGCAGCAGGUACAAACACAGAGAAACCAACUGGACUACUCAAAGCUUUUGGCAGCAGUUAAGUCGGAGAAAGGCAUCAGCACAGCGGUGGACUUAUGCUGUUACCAUGGCAACAGGGCUCUAGAGGCCAUCCAGGCUUUCCCCUCCUCCGAGGCUAGAUCUGCCUUGGAGAACAUCGCCUCCGCCAUCACCAAAUUCUGACCUGGACUCACACAUACACACACACACACACACACACACACACACACACACACACACACACACACACACACACACACACACACACACACACUCCUUCUUCUAAAAACCCGGUGUGUGUGUCUGCAGAGGCUGCAGGAUGAGAUCCAGUGAACACACGACACUUUGGGGACAAAUGAACUUCUUCUGAGCCAGGUGCUGACUUACGUCUGAAGAAACUGCUCUGCAAUGUUUUGAUUAUAAUUUAAGAAAUUAAAUGACUCAAUCUAUAAAUGGUUAUCAUUAAAAAAAAUCAAAAACACA